AUGAAACUGAAGGCAAUUUUUCCGUUGAAUCAGUCCUCAGAGGUGUUCUCGGGGAAGAUUCAGAACCUUGGUCUUAUCCGAAUCCUUGAGUAUACUCUUAAUGAUAUCCCUAAUAAAUCUGAUAAGUACCUAUUUGUAAUUAAGUGCGAAUCAGUUUCUCCCGCGCUUGAAGCGGAGAUUAAAAGUGAACAACCCAGUAUCACUUUGAAGCCAAAGGAAGGAUCUGGUAUAGAUUUGAAGCCGAAGCAGGGUGUUGUUUCAAAAUCUGCUGCUCAGAUCGUACAGGAGCAACAUGGAAAUUCGGCUCCUGCUGCUUGA
Molecule: messenger RNA, 318 nt
Organism: Lathyrus sativus (Indian pea)
Lineage: Eukaryota; Viridiplantae; Streptophyta; Magnoliopsida; Fabales; Fabaceae
Source: the annotation of a GenBank genome assembly